GGGAGCGAGAGGGGGGAGGAGCAGAGAAAUGAUUCCUCUCUCUAAUCCCCUAGACACACGCUUGGUCUUGCUGCCUACUGGCUCAGAGGGAGACGGAGGCAGGUGGAGGGUGCAAACAGAGAGAGAGAGAGAAGCCAAGUGGGAAGGAAAAAACAAGAUGAAGGGAAGAGAAGAGAGGAGAGCUGCCUCUCGGAAACGCUGAGAGAGACAGAGAGAGAGAGAGAAAGGCAGUGAGGACGAGGAGGCAACCAGCUACUCUUGCACGGUUUUGAGCAGAGGGAAGGAGAUGGUUGGAGGAGGAGGAGGUGUGAUGCUUCUCUCCAGUGCUGCCUGAACCAAACCAGGAGAGAGGGAGAGGAGAGGAGCAGCAGAGCGGUGGAGAAGGGAUCCCUUAAAAAAAAUAGCUGGAGGAGAGGACAGAGAAAGAGGGGAGAGAGAGAGGAAGGCAUGAAGAGGAUGGAGGAGUGGAAAGCCAGCAGAGAUGCCUGGUUGCUCAGGCUCACAUGAGUGCAAGGACCUGCGCCCGGCCACCGUUACUACAAGAUGCUUUCAAAGAACCAGCGUGUGAGAGCAGAGUGCUACUGUGCGAGUGAUGGACAUCUGCACAAACUACCACUGCUUCCCCAGUAGUAGAUAGUCCUUCUACACCAGAUGUGUGUGUGUGUGUGUUUGAGAGUGUGUGUCGGUGUGUGAACAUAUGACCGUCCAGCUGUUUAGGAGGUGAACAGGGUCAGGUGCACCCAGAGCAGGGAAACAAGGAGGAAAGUGGGAAGACACACUCAUGUGAGCAGGUGCACACACAGACACGUGAGUGUACAUGUGUGCGACGAGCACAUCGAAGUCUCGUCCAACCAUCUCAGGUGCAGUUAAGGUUGUGAGCGCGUGUGUGAAGAAGAAAGGGCGCUCACAAUGAGGCGUCACUGAAUUUCUUCAAGCUUCUUGUUGGGCUCUUCUCUUACACUAAACCACCUGAAACCGCUCCCUACCUCAUCUCAACGCAACAAGUUACCUUGAAGACUGAAGAAGGGACGUGGAGACCAUCAGUGGUGCUCCUGCUGACUGGACAGCCCAUCAGAAGUGGGCUCAGCCCUGAUUUCCUGUACCCAGUGGAUGCCUCCUAACUCCAGCCAUGGGAGAAUGGACCAUCCUAGAGCGCCUCCUGGAGGCUGCAGUGCAGCAGCACUCGACUAUGAUCGGAAGGAUCCUCCUGACAGUGGUGGUGAUCUUCCGUAUCCUGAUCGUGGCCAUCGUUGGGGAGACAGUGUACGAGGACGAGCAGACAAUGUUCAUCUGUAACACUCUCCAGCCCGGCUGCAACCAGGCCUGCUACGACAAAGCCUUCCCUAUUUCCCACAUUCGUUACUGGGUCUUCCAGAUCAUACUGGUGUGCACGCCCAGCCUCUGCUUCAUCACCUACUCCGUCCAUCAGUCGGCCAAGCAGAAAGACCGGCGCUAUUCCUUUCUCUAUCCCAUCAUGGAAAGGGACUAUGGGGGAAGGGACGGGGCGCGAAAGCUUCGCAACAUUAAUGGAAUUCUAGUUCAGCAUGGCGGCGAUGGCGGAGGAGGGAAGGAAGAACCUGACUGCAUGGAGGUGAAGGAGAUUCCCAAUGCCCCGCGGGGCCUGACCCAUGGGAAGAGCUCUAAGGUUCGCAGGCAAGAGGGGAUCUCCCGCUUUUACAUCAUUCAGGUGGUGUUCAGAAACGCGCUAGAGAUCGGCUUCUUGGCGGGCCAGUAUUUCCUCUAUGGCUUCAGCGUGCCUGGGAUUUUCGAGUGCGACCGCUAUCCGUGUCUCAAGGAGGUGGAGUGCUACGUGUCCCGGCCCACGGAGAAAACUGUUUUCCUGGUGUUCAUGUUUGCGGUGAGUGGCAUCUGCGUGGUGCUCAACCUGGCUGAGCUCAACCAUCUGGGCUGGCGCAAGAUCAAGGCGGCCAUCAGGGGCGUCCAGGCCCGCAGGAAGUCUAUCUGCGAAAUCAGGAAGAAGGACAUGGCCCAUUUGUCCCAGCCACCCAACCUGGGUCGCACACAGUCCAGCGAAUCAGCCUACGUGUGACCGUGAAGAGAAAAAAAACGAGGAGGAGUGGAUGAAUGUGCACGAGAGAGUAUGAAUUAAUUUUGAUUUUAAUUUAAUGGCGACGGUGUGGAGGUCAAACAAGAUGACCUCUCCUCUGUAGAAUGAAACACAAUGCGAGAAGACCAAAUCUCUGACUCUACGACUCUGUAGGUCUGGAGAGAGUCGAAGAAGAAGAAAAUGACUGAGCAUAAGAGGGGACAAAAAGUUCUCUGCAUACGAACAUGAUUUUGGUCUCCUGGGGAGCUAUUCCAUUUUCUACUUUUGUCUUUUUAAUUAAUUACCUUCUCCUCUGCCCCUCGUUUCUUUUAAUGGGAGGAAUUCAAUCCUCAAGAGGCUGAAGAGGGCAGGACUUUAAAGAAGAGAAAGAAGAGGGUAAGAGAGAGGAGGACUGAUGAGAUGCUGUUCAGUGUUAUUUGGGGAUUUUGGAAGACAAUGGCAGUGUUUGAUGCAUCCCAUGGUGCUUUUCUUCUGGACUGUGUCAGCCUCAGUGAAAAAGGGAGGACAGGACCAGGGGUGGGACAGAGAGGACGAGCGGCAACAUCAUUAAAAGAGGAACGGAAGAACUGUCAAAGCCAUGACAGACUCUGGAGAUCGAAGGCGAAUUAGUGAGUGAGAAAGAGUAGGAGGGAUGCAUCACACUCUGGGAAAACGUAUGAAAGAACUGCGGAGGGAGGGAAGAGAGGGAACUUUUCUCUUUUGCUUCCUCUCCUCGCUGGAGACUCGAGGUAAAAACUGAAGCCAAGACAGACGGAGCUGCCUCUGAUCAGUGUCAGCCUCACCUCUGCUGGAACACUGUCACAAGCCAAAACCAAGAGAAAAAGACUGACGACGUUUAUGUUUUGUCUCUUGGCAAAAGAUGAUUUUAACACAAACACGAGCGAGAACCAUAAACACUUCCCUCUCCUCUAUCUCUCACUUUCCCUGCUCCACGGUUGGCAGCUACAUAGUCCCCUGGGGCUUGGGGUGACAGUAAUGACUCUCGCUGCACUCUUGCUACGUAAACUCUGGAGAGGAACUAACGAACAAAUGAACAAACAAAGUGUAAACGUCAGUGUCUCCCGAAGCACAAACCAAACGUCCCUCCUUCCAGCAUUCCAGUGUGUUGAGAGAUAACGGAGAGGGGGACAGAAAGAAGAAGGGAGCUCGUGGAGGAGGCAGAGUGAUGACUUUAUUACAACUUUAAACAAAUUUGAUAAAGUUUAUCACCAUGAAUCAUGAUUUUCUUUUUGAGAAAGCGACGGUGCCAUCCUUGAGUUGCAUAGAGUAUAACAUGGUAAUAUUAUUUGUCCAUUUAUCCAAAUAGAGUAUAUCCAAAUAGAUUUAUUUAUCUUUUCAGGGGGGUUGGUUGGGACAUCAUGUUGCUGUUUUUUCGUAUGUAAAAACUAUUUGUCUUUUUUUCCAUUUUUUGUUUAGUUUAAAGCGUUUUUCACCGAUGGAACUGAAUAAUGACAUGUACGGGUGGGAAGGGACGAGUUGUGAGCUUUGUUUUGAAGCAUUUUGAGGCUGUGCAGCUGAUUUUUAUUUUCUUUACAACAAUCUUGGCAACCUUAAGAGCAGUUGUGAAUCCACUGCAUUCAGAAUGCAGAGCAACGCAGCCGAGCGUUUCCUACAGAGAGACUUGCUUUUCUUCCAAAUCAGCUGCACGGCUUCUGGCAAUUAAAGCCUGUGAGCCGUUUUGAAAAAGGCAUGUUUACACGGAGCAAUGUUUCUCGAUGAAGCUGUGUAACCAAUGAGUACUUUAUUCUCUCUGGACGGGUUUUUUUUUCCUUCUCAGUGGUUUUCAUUUUGCAUUUCUUCCUGACUGGAUUUUCAGAAUGCAUGCCUUGUAAGAGAAAAGUAAAAGAAUGACAUGAAAGAAGUAGAAAAAGAUAAUGAUGAUCGAGAGUGCUGCACCUUGAAUAAUGCAGACGAGUGGCAGAGUGGUGGACUGAAGGAACUCACUUUGGGAUAAAGGCCACGUUCAUGGACUCACUAAAAACAACCCAAAAGUGAGGCUGCAGUGAAAUCACAUAUAGGGACAGUGGACUGUGGGUGGUACCCUUAGAAAUUCUAUAGCUGAUAUGGACACACACACACACGCACACGCACACACACACACACACACACACACACACACACACACACACACACACACACACACACACACACACAAUGGACCAGCAUACUACUGUCAAGACAAGAAGAGGCAAGCACAAAACAGCUCUCUCUAAACCCAGAUCUUGUCUGUUAUAAAUCAUUGAGUCUGAUGCAGAGUCAAAGAAAUGAUGGGGUUGAUGUACAGUGACAUCAGUCAUCGGCAGAGGAAACUCCCACUAAUGCUUCUUAUACCUGGUCUAAACACACUGCCAUAGGUCAGAGCAUUUAGCUGUGCCAGCUGAGAAUCUCAUUCACCACUGCGAACCUUAUAUACGUAGCUCAACACUGCAGCAGCUUAGCAUUGCCACAUGUUUGAUUCUUACACAUGCACUAAUGCUACUCAAUCUCUACGCUUUGAUGAAACACAUUAUCUUCAUGAGAAACUUGUUUAACUGCAGCUUCAGAAGUUCCUCGUCUGCUACUUAAUAUAAAGAAACCCUCCUUGUAAAAAGAUUUGUAGUUGAACUCCUUGUUCCAUUCCUCUCAACUUGCCUUAUGUUUUUGUACUUCCUACAUUUCCACCAAUGCAUUUUAAAAAAUGGAGGCAAAUAAAAAAGGUAUUGCAUCAGUGUCACCCAGGAGACACUUACUUACUGACUAGGUUAAAUUCUCUUAACAACAAAUUAAUCAAUAGUUAAUGAUAAGCAGCUAAUUGAAACUAUAUAUUUAAAGAGCAGUUCCCUUUUAUUUACUGGAUGUAAAAUCUUUAUAAUCUUUCUCUCUGUAUUUUGUGUUAUUUUUAGAAGAAAAGUGUGUCGUCAGGUUCCUCUGUGGCUGCACUGAAGAUACAGUGACAUGACAAUAAGUAAUACUGAAAGCACAGAGCCACAGAAGGUGUUUAAGCACCAGUUUAUGUAGCAGAAGGACCCCCACACAC
Messenger RNA from Hippoglossus stenolepis (Pacific halibut), 5084 nucleotides. RefSeq names its product gap junction delta-2 protein (gene gjd1b). Gene Ontology annotation, cellular component: connexin complex. The transcript has 2 exons. The record is from RefSeq and is a predicted model, not a curated record. Gene Ontology annotation, biological process: cell communication. Bases 1130 to 2050 code for a protein of 306 amino acids. NCBI's taxonomy places the organism in Eukaryota, Metazoa, Chordata, Actinopteri, Pleuronectiformes, Pleuronectidae.